AUGGAAAGACAAAAGGAACGUAGCGGAGCUUCAAAGCGGAAACAACGUCAGGAAAGAGAAGCAUUUUCUUCAGCAGCCGAAAUAUCGGCCAAAAGUGACAAGUGUUUAUUUACUGAUAGCGUGGACACGGCUGUGUCAGUAAAUGAAAUGACUCUAGAAGAUCAGGAAUAUCACGAUUCAACAAUUCUCAUCAAUGCCACCGCCGAAAAUGACUAUGUCGACGUUUCCGUGCAACCAACAGUAGAGGAAUCAUCCAUUUCUACAUCUUCGGAAGUUCUUGAAAUUUCAACUGACUUGGGAAAGUUCAUAAACAAGAAAUUGAACGACACCGAAAAACGGCUGAUUCUUGACAAGGGACCAUUGAAACCUUCGGGACCUUUUCCGAAGGAGCCCCACCAAGACCACAGGAGCUUUUCAGAAACGUAUUACGUUUCUACGUCAAAAUAUGGUCCAGUUGAUCGUUUUUGGAUAUGCUACUCAAAAAUGCUGGAUGCUGCCUACUGCCAACCCUGCUGGUUGUUUGCUUCGCAAAAGAAUGUAUGGUGCACGGGCAUUCGCGACUGGAGGCAUUUAUCAGAUAGAGUUAAGCAACAUGGUUCCUCGAAAGCACACACGAAGGCGUGUGCUGUAUAUAAAGCGUGGCAAAAAAGUUCUACCAUUGACAAAGAACUUGAAGAUAAAAUUCGCAAAGAAGCAUUAUUUUGGAGAAAAGUUCUUCGUAGAUUAUUCGACAUCAUAAUUACUCUUGUUCUUUGGCUUUGA
Brassicogethes aeneus is the source of this 762-nucleotide messenger RNA. NCBI's taxonomy places the organism in Eukaryota, Metazoa, Arthropoda, Insecta, Coleoptera, Nitidulidae. The record is from the annotation of a GenBank genome assembly.